This is a messenger RNA of Closterium sp. NIES-67, 802 nucleotides long. The record is from the annotation of a GenBank genome assembly. Lineage: Eukaryota; Viridiplantae; Streptophyta; Zygnematophyceae; Desmidiales; Closteriaceae.
ACGUCGUCCCACAUCCCCCCAUCCCCCCAGCCACAGCCGCGCUCCUCGCGUGCCAUCCGUCAUCCUCGCGCUCCGCCCGCCGCUCGCUGCGCUGUUGCCCCUUCAUCCGCACGCUGCGAUCCCUUGAUCCAUCGCGACCCUCCAUCCGUCCACCGCGUUUGAGACACCCGGAUCCGUCGGCUGCAUCAUUGCAUCGCCGCUGGUGAACGCUCAAAGGCGGCUCUGCCACCCCACCCUACCAUGUCGGACGACACGCCCGUUGCCACGUCAGCCGUGCUGAUGUCAGCGUCGCGGCACAUCGCGAAGAGCUGCGGCGCGGAGAAUCGCGCGUUCCUGGAGUGCAAGCGCGCCGAUGAGAACCCCGAGAAGUGUCUGCAGCAGGGGCAGCAGGUCACGGGUUGCGUGCUCACCCUGCUCAAGUCGUUGCAUGGGCAGUGUCCCAAGAGCAUGGAUGCGUAUGUCAAGUGCAUGGACUACUACAGCAGCGAGUUCAGCAUGUGCCGCAAGCAGCAGGAGAGAUUCCUUGCGGAUUGCCCCCUCUGAGACGCGCACAGACAGUGCAUGCUUGGAGAAUGAUGCGACGCAGGCUAACCAUUUCUCUGUGGAGACCCCCUCCAUACAGUAACACUCAUUUCUGUGCAUUGAUGUUUGCGGCUCGGUUGAAUAGAGACCCAAGUUUCCUGAUUGUUCUUGCCUACGUAGUUUUGGGGAAUAAUGAACCCCAACGGUUGCAAGAUGGGAUUGAUGUACCAUCAUUUUCCCGGACGGGAUGAAAUACUGUACGACCACAAUGUCAACCGCC